Molecule: messenger RNA, 900 nt
Organism: Triticum turgidum subsp. durum (durum wheat)
Lineage: Eukaryota; Viridiplantae; Streptophyta; Magnoliopsida; Poales; Poaceae
Source: the annotation of a GenBank genome assembly
AUGGGCAACGCCAGCGGCAGGGAGGAGGACGCCGCCGCGCCCGGGGAGGCCGACGCCGCCGACGUCGACGUUGAGGACGGAGGCGACGACUCCUCGGCCCGCGGCUUCCCUCCCUACGGCGGAGGCGCCAACCACGUGCGCCGUGCGUGCUCGGUGGGCGUCGUGGGGGCCAGCGGCGGGCCCGGAUCGCCGCCCGGGAGCCCCGGCCGCUCCCUCUCGCCGCGGAUGUUCGUGCCCCAGACACCUGUACCUCCAUUGCAAAGACCUGCUGAUGUAACUCCAGUGUUCAAUGAAAUACUGAUGAAUGAACAAGAAGAAGAAUUUGAUGGCCCUCCUCAAAAGGAAAUACCUGCUUUGGUUGUUUGGACUCUCGGAGGAAAGAAUGUAUCUGUUGAAGGAUCCUGGGAUAACUGGAAAUCAAGGAAACCAAUGCAGAAAUCUGGAAAAGAUCAUUCUCUUCUGUUGAUCCUUCCUUCUGGAGUUUAUCGUUAUAGAUUUGUUGUAGAUGGAGAGAGAAGAUGUUUUCCUGACCUUCCAUGUGAAACUGACGCCAUGGGCAAUGCUGUUAACCUUCUUGAUGUUCAUGAUUUUGUUCCUGAAAGUGUUGAAAGUGUAUCAGAAUUUGAGGCUCCUCCAUCUCCAGAAUCUAGCUACAGUUUCCUGGCACCCGAGGAAAAGGACUUUGCGAAGGAGCCACCUGCUCUUCCGUCUCAGCUUCACCUCGGCGUUCUUAACUCACAGAACUCAGAGGAAAUAUGUGCACGGCCCCAGCACAUCGUCCUCAACCACCUUUUCAUUGAGAAGGGUUGGGGUGCCCAUCCGCUGGUGGCUCUUGGUGUAACCCACAGAUUUGAGUCCAAAUAUGUAACGGUCGUCUUGUACAAGCCCAUAGAACGAUAG